Messenger RNA from Alnus glutinosa, 1880 nucleotides. Its product is annotated as uridine/cytidine kinase UKL1, chloroplastic. Gene Ontology annotation, molecular function: kinase activity; ATP binding. The record is from RefSeq and is a predicted model, not a curated record. The transcript has 14 exons. Bases 170 to 1627 code for a protein of 485 amino acids. Gene Ontology annotation, cellular component: cytoplasm; chloroplast. Lineage: Eukaryota; Viridiplantae; Streptophyta; Magnoliopsida; Fagales; Betulaceae.
UCUCCCCACCUAAAUAUUAAAAGAAGAAAAAAAAAAAGGAAAAAAGAACAGUGUGAAAUUUAUCCGCCAGGAGUUCCGAGACCGGAACGAAAUCAGCGUUUCCUUCCAGUACUGUAUUGAACUCUCUUUUGAAUUGCGUCGAGUAUAAGCGAGCGAGAGAGAGCAAGCCAUGCCGGGGGAGACAACUUCGAUUGACUACGUGAUGGAGGCGGCUUCCGGCCCCCACUUCUCCGGUCUCCGUCUCGACGGCCUCCUAUCGUCUCCACCGGCUUCGGCGACUUCUUCUCCGGCGCAUCGCUCCUCGUCUUCGGCUUCCGCUUUCUCAGCCUUAGCCGCCGACUCCAACCCCCCCAAACAGCCAUUCGUCAUCGGAGUUUCGGGAGGUACAGCUUCGGGUAAGACCACAGUGUGUGAUAUGAUCAUCCAACAACUGCAUGAUCACCGUGUGGUGCUGGUCAAUCAGGAUUCGUUUUACCGUGGCUUGACUCCUGAAGAGUCCGAGCGUGUGCAUGAGUAUAACUUUGAUCAUCCUGAUGCUUUUGACACGGAGCAGCUUCUGGAUUGCAUUCAGAAGCUCAAAUCUGGGCAAGCUUACCAAGUUCCAAUUUAUGACUUUAAGACUCAUCGCCGCUGCUCCGAUAGUUUCCGGCUGGUAAAUGCUUCUGAUGUUAUUAUAUUAGAGGGAAUUCUGGUUUUCCAUGAUCAACAUGUCCGCAACUUGAUGAAUAUGAAGAUUUUUGUUGAUACAGAUGCUGAUGUGAGACUUGCUCGUAGAAUAAGACGUGAUACAGUUGAGAGGGGCAGGGACAUAAACUCUGUUCUUGAACAGUAUGCAAAGUUUGUCAAGCCUGCUUUUGAUGAUUUUGUUCUCCCAUCAAAGAAGUAUGCUGAUGUGAUCAUUCCACGAGGAGGUGAUAAUCAUGUCGCCAUUGACUUGAUUGUGCAACAUAUCCAGACAAAGCUCGGUCAGCAUAACCUCUGCAAAAUAUAUCCCAAUGUUUAUGUUAUUCAGUCAACAUUUCAGAUAAGAGGUAUGCAUACACUGAUUAGAGACCGGGAGAUAUCGAAGCAUGACUUUAUAUUUUAUUCAGAUCGACUUAUUCGUCUGGUUGUGGAGCAUGGCCUUGGCCAUCUGCCAUUCACUGAGAAGCAAGUAGUUACUCCAACAGCAUCGGUAUAUACUGGGGUUGACUUUUGCAAGAAAUUGUGUGGGGUUUCCAUCGUUCGAAGUGGUGAAAGCAUGGAAAACGCAUUGCGCGCAUGCUGUAAAGGAAUAAAAAUUGGAAAAAUUUUAAUUCACCGUGAUGGAGAUAACGGGAAGCAGCUUAUAUAUGAGAAGCUUCCCAAGGAUAUAUCUGAACGGCAUGUCCUGCUUCUAGACCCUGUACUUGCUACAGGGAAUUCUGCUAACCAAGCAAUUGAACUACUCAUACAGAAAGGAGUUCCAGAAUCCCACAUUAUAUUCCUAAACCUCAUCUCUGCCCCUGAGGGAAUCCAUUGUGUUUACAAAAGGUUCCCAUCCUUGAAAAUAGUCACCUCUGAGAUUGAUGUUGCGCUAAAUGAAGAAUUUCGUGUCAUACCGGGUAUGGGUGAGUUUGGUGAUCGUUACUUUGGCACUGACGAUUGAUGAGAGUGAUAGUUGAAACUUGAAGAGUGUGAGCCACAACAGAACAGGCGUAUGCGUUUAUAUGAAUUAGAAUACAUGCAUUUAUAUAUUCAGAAGUACAAGACAGAAAGUCUGCGUAUGCAGUUAUAUGAAUUUGACAGCAUUCAGCUUUGCUGCUAUUUUUCUUUACUAUUUUUUUUUUUCUGUCGUUGCAAGUAUUUAAGUAAGAAUCUUCAACAGAGCAUGAUGAGAUGGUUACCAGUUUACUUUUUAA